Messenger RNA from Archocentrus centrarchus (flier cichlid), 2103 nucleotides. Its product is annotated as RIMS-binding protein 2-like. Bases 204 to 548 code for a protein of 114 amino acids. The record is from RefSeq and is a predicted model, not a curated record. The transcript is spliced from 4 exons. Lineage: Eukaryota; Metazoa; Chordata; Actinopteri; Cichliformes; Cichlidae. Gene Ontology annotation, molecular function: protein binding. Gene Ontology annotation, biological process: neuromuscular synaptic transmission.
CUGCUGGGGCAUUUCAUGUGUUAUCUCCCAUGUGAACAUGCCCGUGUGUUUGUGGCUCUAUUUGACUAUGACCCCCUGUCCAUGGCUCCUAAUCCUGACGCUGCUGACGAGGAGCUGCCAUUCAAGGAAGGCCAGAUCAUCAAGACGCGGAUGGCUUCUACAGGGCAGAGAUCCGAGACCGAGUGGGUCUGAUCCCGUGUAACAUGGUCUCUGAGAUCCAAACAGAAGAUGAUGAAAUGAUGGACCAGCUCCUUAAACAGGGCUUCCUGCCACUUAACACUCCUGUGGAGAAGUUAGAAAGAAACAGGCGAAGUUGGCGUCAGCAUCUGAUGUCGACGCGAAGAAUGGUGGCUCUGUACGACUACGACCCUCGAGAGAGCUCCCCAAAUGUUGAUGUUGAGGCUGAACUGACUUUCUGUGCCGGUGAUGUCAUCACAGUUUUUGGUGAAAUAGAUGAAGAUGGCUUUUACUAUGGAAGUACACAGAACUCGCAUGACCUGAUUGGUAGACAAAGCAAUACGAAGGUUAUGGAAAAGAAACUCAGCUAAUGGAUUUGGGGCACUUAAAGUGAACGUGCUUUCAGAAAAACAUGCCAUGAAUAAGCUUUAUAGAAAUUUAUAGAACAUGUUGUAGUCUGGUAGACCACCUUUUGUCUACAGCACCAGUUUGUUAGAUUUAGGCUGUCUCUGUUGCUUGUGCUGUAUGUAAUCCUGGACUGAGACCAGGCAUUGAGCUCUUGGCCAAACUUCUUAUGUUCUUUGUCUUAUAGCUGAAGGUGGUUCAUUAGGGGUUGGUGAUCAGAUUUCUCCCUGAUACACAGCUAUGCACAUGAUCAAAUAAUACCCUAUGUUACAUUUAUUGUUUGAUAGUUCAAAAUACCAUGUUUCUUUGUGAAAGAACAUAUAUGAUUACCAAGAUGUUGUCUCAUACUGUAUGGGAUGGUUCUCUGGAAGUCAAAGGACAAAAAUAUUCUUUAGAACAGCUAAAGAUGCAUAUUUUUGAAUGAAAUAAUAUCAUAUGUAUCAGAAAUAUAAUAGAGCAUUAACAAGCCUAAAACUGCAACACAAGAAGAAUGAUGUGCCUUUAUUCUCAUUCCAUGGAUUAUCAACUCUGAGGAUGAUGAAUUUUAACACGGGACAUGCAGCUUUGAGCUUCAGCCAUUCAAAAAUACUACAGAUGUAGCAUCUAGUGCACAGUUAAGACUUGUUUCUCAAUAUAAAAGUAACAUGGGAACAUUAAAAGGCAGCCUGAGACAAAUUCACAAAACCUGUCUCUGAAUGUUUUAUAUUACAUGACCAGAAAGCUCCACAGCUUCUGGAGUUAAAAAGCUUGGGGACGGUUGUAUUAGGUACAUCCUCCUAGUAACAGGUUGGACCCCCUUUUCCUUCAGAACUACUUUAAUGCUUCAUGGCAUGGAUUCAGCAAGGUGCUGGAAACAUUUCUCAGAAAGUUUGAUCCAUACUGACAUGAUAGCAUCACACAUUUGUUGCAGAUUUGCAACUCCAUGAUGUGAAUCUCUCAUUCCACCACAUCCCAAAGGUGCUCACUGUGGAGGCCAUUUGAAUCCAGUAACCUCACUGUCAUGUUUGAGAAACCAGAUUUGAGAUGAGGGAUUGAACUUUGUGACAUGAUGCAUUAUCUUGCUGGAAGAAGCUAGAAAUUGAGACUCAAUCAGAGGCAACAUUUUUCCAAUCUUCUGUUGUCCAGUGCAAACUGUAUCCUCAGCUUCCUGUCCUGUUCUUGGUCUUCUGCUGUUGUAGCCCAUCUGCUUCAAGGGUUGACAUGUUGUGCUUUCAGAGAUGGUCACCUGCAUACCGUGAUUAUAGCGAUUAUAGAGAUGCUGUUGUCUUCCUGUCAGCUCAAAGCAGUCUGGCCAUUCUGUGUGUGUGUGUGUGUGUGUGUGUGUGUGUGUGUGUGUGUGUGUGUGUGUGUGUGUGUGUGUGUGUGUGUGUGUCAUUGAUCAAAGCGAUUUCUGACUUUAUAGCAUUACACUGUAAAUAAAUAGAUGUCUAAGAUCUAUGAAAAAAAAUUACAUUUUAAGACUAAUACUUGACAGAUGUAUUUUAUUUUUCAUGUUUACUGCUGUGGGUGUGGGUGGGAGUU